This is a messenger RNA of Dipodomys ordii (Ord's kangaroo rat), 2621 nucleotides long. It is a transcript of the gene Mob3b, whose product is annotated as MOB kinase activator 3B. Gene Ontology annotation, molecular function: protein kinase activator activity. The coding region runs from base 514 to 1488 and encodes 324 amino acids. The record is from RefSeq and is a predicted model, not a curated record. NCBI's taxonomy places the organism in Eukaryota, Metazoa, Chordata, Mammalia, Rodentia, Heteromyidae. Gene Ontology annotation, cellular component: nucleus; cytoplasm. Gene Ontology annotation, biological process: signal transduction; positive regulation of protein phosphorylation. The transcript has 4 exons.
CCGGGUGCGUGCGGAGGUUGCUCUGGAGCUGCUGGAGCGGCGCGCGCUGGCCAGAAAGCCCCUCGCUUGGAUCGGCUAGCGUCACCCCGUCUUCUGGAGCCCCUCACCCGUCUUGUUUUGUUUCCUCGAUCCUGCCACAGACGAGCGGGCCAAAGGAGCUGGCCGGGCCCUUCGACUGACGUUGUCCACGUACAUUUAAGAGAAUGAUUUCAUAGUUUCUUCGGUCCAUUUCAUCUGCCAGGGCCUAAAGGAAGAGCAUGACUUGGAGAAAUCCAUUAUACCACUCUCCUUUCUCAUUCUGUAAUUGCUACUGUCAUGAAACAGAAAUAGAAAGUAAUACGUACCUACAUCCACAUCAUCUAGAGAGAGCUAUAGAAGGCCUAGCCCACGAAGACUGAUGCUUCCCAGGGUCCUCAGCCCCAACGGACAUCACUCAUUCAGAACCCAGGGUAACGAUUUUGGUCUCAGGCCGGUUGCCAGCAACCACCGUGGAUACACACUAGCCCACCAGCCAUGCCAAUUACCACCCUCUUACUCAGACUUGUUCUCUUCUCUUCUCCCUUUCUUCCCCUCUCAAGGGAACAACGGACAAUCUCCCUCCUCUGGUCUCUAGGCCUGGAAAGAUCCCUCAACCUCACGUUCUCUUCUUUCAAAUCGCAGAAUUCCUCCUAUGCGGAUGGGUGCUGGCUUUGUUUGUCCCACUCCUCUUCUGCCCUCCCUGUUCCCCUCAAUAUCUCUCUUACCCAGCAUAUUCGCCUAGCCUAUUCUGAGGUAAAAGGCUCCCCUUUCUUCGUUCAAUCUAAUACCCAUCUCCAAUCCUACCCCUCUUCCAGGGAAGUGCAGGUUACCUCGCUUUAUUCCACCUAUCUUAACUCCCUCCAUUACUUCAAACUUAAUUCUACCCCCAUCUUUGGACCCAUUAUCUGUAAUACUUCUUUACUUGCCCCAGCAGCCCUCUGCUUCUCCUCCCCUCCUACCCCUUUUUCUACCCUGGUAGGAAUCUUGCCUCCAUACCUCUGCAACCACACUAUUUCUGUUGAACACCCCUCAGAUCAUCAAAACACCCGAGUAGAUUAUGCUGUGUCCCCUGAGGCCAAUGGCAAGUUUUUACAACCUGUCCGCUUCACGGGACCCCCCAAAAUUAAUGCACCUGGCCUAAGGUGCUCAUGGCCAUUGGACAGAUCUUACCGUCUAUUCCCUUGGUUAACUAACUCGGUACUCCGCUAUCAGUGUCUCCAGUCUGCCUUCCACUCCAAUUCACUUACCCUUCUCCCAGGCAUUGCUCUGGCCUCCUCACUCUCUGUGUGGAGUGCUGAACCUGCAGGACAAGGUGUCUAUCCUUUACUCCAUUUGUUCUCUUUUCACAUGUCCUCGUGCUUGCCUGGAGAUGGCUCAUUUUUCCUUUGCGGCUCAACCUCCUAUCUAUGCUUGCCUACCAACUGGACAGGUACCUGCACCCUGGUUUAUCUUUUACCUCCAGUCUUUUAGGCCUCCCGCAGAUGCUUCAUUUCCUGUCCCAUCCACAGGCUCUCUCAAUCCAACUCCUCCAGUGUCGCCGACAAGCUGUCCAGCUGGUAUCUCUCUCUUCAGGUAGCACUGGGGAUAACAGCAGGCAUCAGAUUGGGCACAGGGGGUUUGGCUACAUCUCUUAGCUGUUACAAGACCCUCUCCAUUGAGCUUCAAGACUCUCUCUGGGAAAUUGCCCAACAAUUUACUAAGGUACAAGACCAAUUGGAAUCUGUAGCAGGUAUGGUUCUCUAGAACAGACGAAGGCUAGACCUUCACCUUGCAAAAAAGGCAGUCUUUGGCCAGGGGAGCAAUGCUGCUUCUAUCAUAACAAAUCUGGUCUGGCGAGGGAAGGAGCCAAGACUACUACUAGACAGGGUCCAAAAAUUGAUAAUCAACUACAAUCACAGUCUUUGUCUAGCUUCAUAUGGAGGACUUUCCUCCCAAGGAUGCUACCAUUCACGCGACCCCUACUACCCCUCAUCCUGGCUCUUAUUGGACCCUGUUCAAGUGUGCUAGCAGUUUCUUACAGGAACGCGUGGAAGCCUUCACCAACCAGAAGGUCACCGAACUCUAUAUGGCAACAUACCAGGUGCUAAAAAAGGACAGCCCUCAGGAUACCUACACACCCUUCCAUGUUUAAACCCGACGCCCCCAACCAGCAGGAAGCAGCUAGAGAAUGUCUCGCCGUCCCUCUACCCGCUGCCUUUCACUUUUAAACUUAUACUUAAAAAAAAUUCAGGAAUCUAAAGUCUUGGAGUCAGUUUGCUGAUUAAGUCCCCCACCCUGUGCCCCAACCUGUUUACAAAAGUCUGUUAAGUUUCUAUUUUCUCUGAUGCUGUCUUGUGACGGACAAAUUCCUGCCCCAGUUGCAAGUCCUGUUACAUUCCUUCUCAGAAUGUGACUCUUCCCCCAAUUCCUGUAGUCCCUGUAACACCUUCUGGGAAUUGACUCUGCCUCCCAAAUUCUUACGAUCCAUGUAAUGUGACCCAUGUGACUGCCAAUGCCACUGACCCCUAAAAUUUUGCUUAAUUUCUGCCCACACCUGUCUACUGCUGCUGCUUCCAUUCCUGCUUGUAGCAGCCUGGCAGGUCUGUCCCCCAAUAAAGCCUUGA